AUGGGUGGUUCUAGAGAGGGGCCAAUGGGGGCCACUGUCCCUGUAGACCAUGUCCUGGCUCCUGUUAUGGCCCCUAUGAAGAUGGCUUCUAGGAAGAGAAAGAAAACAGAAAAUGAGAAGGACAUCAGGACCCAUCCUGAUCAAGAAAAUAUCCCUCCUGGAGAAGCCCACAGCCCACCCAAUAAAAGAUCAAAGGGAGAUCCAUUUCUCCAGAUUAAUACAUCAACCCCUCUGGGAGUAAGGGACACCAAUGGUGGAAGUUCUAUGACCAAACAUCAAAAUCAUCAACCUCUUUCAGUCAACUCCAACAUCAAGGGGAAGAACAGGAUAACGGGCAAGGACGGUUUAAAACUAGAUCAGAAAGCCCAGCUUUUAGUGGAAAAGCUGCAGAAAAUCUCCCUGUCAACAGAAAAGGUCGCCAACCAUUUUCCAAAAGCAUACAAAACACGAUCGCCGACUUAUAACCGAGAAAAGUCGCAAACAUUCCGUAAAGGCAUCGGAAAUGUAGGGAGUGUGACUGGAGAGGGUUCGAGGAGAGCAGCUGAAACACAAAAUCGGGAGGUGAUUUCUGAAGUUCCAGAUGGGAACCAAUCAUUGGAGAGCAGAUCUACAGAUCCUUGUAAACUAGAAACACCAAACCUCAAGACCGAAGAGCAUCUCAGUCAAGAGGAAUGGGAAUCCAAUUGUGAAGAAAUAGGGAGAUCUGUUUGUAAAAUCAUUGUGGAUGGUGUGUGUCAGGGAACAGGUUUUGUUCUCGUCGAUAGGCUUAUCAUGACAAGUGCACAUCUGUUCAGAGAUCCUGAGGAUUUAAAUAAGCUGCUGGUUCCCAAAGAGGUCAAUGUUGUCUUUGACCAAAAAACCAACAAGAGAAAACCUCAUCAGGGACCAGGUGAUAGUGGCAGUGACCCGGUUCUGGAUGAAGCAGGAGACGAGGAGGAAACCAGCAGCUUUACUGUGGAGGAAACAUUUGUCGAUGUUGAUGUAAUGCUGGAUUACGUGGUCCUUGCACUCAUACCUAAAGGCCAAGGAGCAAAGCAACCCCAAGUACCACCAGGUCUCCUAAGGAGAUUCGGACCAGUGCUGGGGAGUGGGGAUAUCUGUAUCAUCGGGUAUCCUUACGGAGGAGAGAAGACUUUUAAAUACACAUCUAUAAUUAACAAAGAAAAUAGGGAGAAGGUUAAGGAAGAGCAUUUAGCUCAAUACAAAGGCUUGAUUAUCACAGAGAAUUCUGUCAGAUUUAUUGCAGAGAACCAAGGAUUUAAUGACAUAAUAAUGGGUGGAUUCAAAGCAAACCAGGUGACAACUUAUUGUUCUUCCAUGUACGAAGGAACAUCAGGCUCUCCGGUUACCGGUAGGAACAGGCGCCAGGGCACAGUUAUAGCGAAGCACGUUGGCGGGUAUGGCUAUGGGUUUCCAAAGAUUACAAGGAGCGUGAUUGAGUUUGCCCAUCCACUGAUCACCAUAUUUAAAAAGCUUGUGGAUAAUCUAAAGGAAAAUGGACAAGAGCAAUGGCUGGAUAAAGUCAGGUUGGAGGUGCAAAAAAACGUCCACCUUAAAAAGUUAAUUAAAUAGUUUAUUUGAGUUGAUAAGAAAGCACUGAAAGCAGACUUCUGAAAAAAAGCUGUCUGCUAACUCAACAAGCAGAGUUAGAUACUAUUUCUGUCAGGUCUAAGCACCUAAAACAUCAUACAUACAUACAGGGAAAGAAAGAAGGCACAGGGACAAUUAAUUUAGUUACUCGCGAGGAGAAUAGGAAGGAGACUGCGGAGUUUACAAUCUCCACCCCACUCUGCAGUCUUCAGCUUUCUCCUUGCUAUUUAUUGAAGAAAAGGGGAUGUCCCUAAUUACAUCAG
Messenger RNA from Cyprinodon variegatus (sheepshead minnow), 1853 nucleotides. RefSeq lists its product as uncharacterized. Bases 1 to 1572 code for a protein of 523 amino acids. NCBI's taxonomy places the organism in Eukaryota, Metazoa, Chordata, Actinopteri, Cyprinodontiformes, Cyprinodontidae. The record is from RefSeq and is a predicted model, not a curated record. The transcript has 5 exons.